Molecule: messenger RNA, 602 nt
Organism: Nasonia vitripennis (jewel wasp)
Lineage: Eukaryota; Metazoa; Arthropoda; Insecta; Hymenoptera; Pteromalidae
Exons: 2
Coding region: 146-508 (120 amino acids)
Source: RefSeq, a predicted model, not a curated record
CUGAACAAAUAUGAGGAAAUACUCAAUCAUUGAAGACGAAAAUUUCGAACUAAGAGUGGUGCCAUCAAAAUGGCUGUCUGCUGACAAAAAAAGCUAUCAUUUCCACCGUACAAAGACUCAGGGAAAUUUCAAAGAGCAGUAAUUAAUGAUAGACGUUGGAGACGAUUGGGCAGAUGUCGAAAUCACCCGCUUCAUAAAAUCGAAAGAUGAUUACAAGGAGUGUGUAGAAGCAAUAAAGAGAAAUACUACUGAAUUGCCAAGUGACCCUGAAAAACUUAAAUCCUCGCGGUCUAUUAGAGCAAAACGUAAGACCGUACAUGAUGAAACUAAUGAAAGUACACCAGCAAAAAAACCUAAGGGUAAAGCAAAUGUUUCGAGGCCGAUACAAGAAUUUUUUGAUGCUCAUGAUGAAACAUCGUCGGGAGAAGAAAGCACUACUAUGAAAAAAAGCAACCGAAAUAAGGGCUCCGAUGAUGAGAUUGAUAAUUCAUCUGCUGCUAGUUCUUAGGGAGAUGAUGAAGUUGAUUCGUUAGCGUUGAUAGAAGUUCCAGAAACUCUUGGAAUUGACAUAGUUAACGUUGAAACUUGUCUGACGUCAGAAG